Molecule: messenger RNA, 2396 nt
Organism: Aspergillus nidulans FGSC A4
Lineage: Eukaryota; Fungi; Ascomycota; Eurotiomycetes; Eurotiales; Aspergillaceae
Exons: 2
Coding region: 48-2396 (782 amino acids)
Biological process (GO): regulation of DNA-templated transcription; DNA-templated transcription
Cellular component (GO): nucleus
Molecular function (GO): DNA binding; DNA-binding transcription factor activity, RNA polymerase II-specific; zinc ion binding
Source: RefSeq, a predicted model, not a curated record
GGCAUCACCUCCACACCCCGUCGAGCUCAGACCGUGCCUUGUUCGUCAUGGGAUCUGCCAAUGACCAAGUCACUCCACAUAAAAAGGUCCGCUUGGCCUGCAAACGCUGCAGAACCAAGCGUAUCAAGUGCGAUGGAGGCAUUCCUGCCUGCUCCAAUUGCGCGAAGGCUGCCGUACCCUGCAUUGAUGUGGAUGGCCGCAAUAACGACCGGUCAAUCCCCCGUGACUAUGCUUCCCGCUGUCAUGCUCGCAUCCGGUGGUUAGAGCAGCAAAUCAAGAUCCUUGACGCUGAUUUUGACCUAACACAGGGUCCGCAGUUGGACUCUCUCGCAGCCGAUAGUAGUGUCUCUUGGCCCGCGUUGGAAUCACUUCCAGUAGAUACGCCAGUGCAGACUCUCGAACCAACAUUAUCUAGAAAACGGCCUCAUGCUGCCAUUCGGGCUUCCGGUUCGGAACCGCCUGACCCAGCGCCGGCUGCUGAGGCUCGCUCGGUUGCAGUCGAUUUGGGCAUGCUCUCACUUCACUCAGACUCUCGUCAGAAGCAUUACUUAGGCUCCUCGUCGGGGCUCUUCUUUACCAAUUUGAUCGGAGCCCACGCGGAUGCCCUUGCAAGUCCAGCAUCGACGUCAACAGGCCCAGUCCAGACUCAUCGUGAGCGCUCUGAUAGCUCUGUCGACACCUACCGAGCGCUCUGUAGGAAACUGUCAGCAGAGCUUCCUUCAGCUGAUGACGCGACAGUAUUGUUUGAUAUUUACCUGCACGAGGUCCAUGUCGACCAUCCUUUCCUCCACCUGGCAUCAGUAAUUGAAGCUUAUAAAGCUCUUCGUGCCUGCGUGGAGCAGGGACUGGAUGGCACUCACAUUGUCGAUGCGCAUGGCUGGCCAGACGGGCUAUCCCCAUUUCCCUACAACGGGCGCUAUGCCCGAGUUGCAGAUAAGGAUGUGACCCCAGUUGGCUUUUCUACUGCUGUGUUGCACGUAUUUAUGGUUUUCUCCAUCUCUGCUACCAUUCUCACACGCAGUAAGAAUUUCGACUUUUCCCCGACGCGGUUCUAUAAGGUUGCAGCAAGUGCUGCACCUGAGUGUUUGUCAAAUAUAUCUGUCCCUGCCUUACAGAGUAUCCUUCUAUUUACGAUUCUUGGAAUGAUUACCCCUACCAAUCUGAACAUUUGGACGUUGGUACAUGUCGCCAUGUCUCAUUGCAUUGACCUCGGCUUACAUCGGGAGCCGCGGUAUCCUUCCGAUUUCUCGCCGAUUUCCCUAUCGAUGCGGCGGUUCGUAUUCUAUACCGUUUAUAACCUUGACCGGUCGAUCGCAACCAUCCAAGGGCGUCCACUCGGUAUCCGCGACGAGACAUUCGAUCUGCGAAUGCCAACCCUUGCCGAUAUUCCCAUGGAGCCGGGGAUGCGGGUGGACGGGCUGAAUGGGCAGUACGUACGGUUCUCAGACGAUAUGGCAUUAUCCAUCCACCGCUUCAAGCUCGAUCGCCAUAUUUCUGAAAUAAAAAUUCUAUUUUAUCAUCUGCCGACCGAAGGGGGAGUCUUCCACUGGCCAGCUGACCAUUCCGCAGACCAGGCACGCAUCAAAGCUUCUCUGGAUGGGUGGCUCGCCGAGGUCAAACAGAUUGGAGUAGUUGCAGAUGCACAUCAGAAAGAUGCAGCCGAGUCAGCAAAACUUCGCCUCAAGAGGCUUAAACUGGAAGUCCUCUAUCAUGCAGCCGUUACACUCUUAUAUCAACCAUCCCAGGCAUGUCCGUCUCCGACACAGUCUGCUCUUCUCCAGUGCUAUCGGUCCUCUAGUGAGCGCAUCCACAUAUACAAUCACCUGAAUAACGAAGAAAGGCUUUACUACAACUGGCGAAAUAUUCACGGUAUUUUCUCGUCUGGAGCAACCAUUAUAUACUGCCUCUGGGCUUCGCCUGAAUUACAGCUGAUCAUCCCUUUUGCGGACGCACUGCGCGACCUUCGAGUGUGUUCGAAUCUUCUUAGUAUUGGAGGGCAGUGGUGGACUUCGGUGCGCAAUGGGAGAGACAAUUUUGACAGGAUAGUUGACCUGACCAUCAAGCGACUGAGUCGCUUACGCGGUGAUAGCUCGUCGUCCGAAUCUCAGCAACAGCGUUUGAAAAGUCAAAGGACUACGGGAGUGAACUCAAUAGAUCCUCUCCUUAACGACGAGCCUGGAUGGGACUCUAAUGGCACGCUAUGCAGGGCCGAUGACCCUAGACAACUAGCAGAUCCCAUUUCGCCCGCACACUCAUUCCCCUGGGACCAACGGUAUCCUGACGAGAUCGCAACAACACCGGUAGAUUCAAUGAUGGAGACCUUUCUUGCAGAAUAUCUUCAUGGAGAUUGGGGCUGGGACCCAUUUUCCGCCUUCAUAGACACGCCUGUACUUUGA